AAAUAAACUACUAUAACAAUUCUUAAAUCAGAAUCUGUGGUUUUCUCUCUUCCCAAGACUUGCACUGGUAAUUUGUUCAGUUCUGCACUUUUUGUUGCCCUGAAAGCAGCAUACUUAGGUACCUUUCACGAUCAACAAACACCAUGACAGGAACAACACAAGACAAUUGGUCAUCCAAUGAAUACCAAAAUGCGGCCUCUUUUGUACCCAAGUUGGCUGUGGAGAUAAUGAAAUGGCUUGAUCCUCAGAAGGAUGAUGUGAUACUCGAUAUUGGAUGCGGCGACGGUGUCCUGGAUCUGCAAAUAGCUCAAAUAAUGGCACAGGGCCGCGGAAGCCUCUAUGGGAUUGACAGUUCCGCCUCGAUGAUCGGAACAGCGGUGGAGACUGCUUCAAAUGCUGGGCUCAAAAACUGCACAUUUGAAGCGUGCGACGCCACGGAUCUGGUCAACAAACCCGAACUUCAAGCGGGCACCUUCACCAAGGUCUUUUCCAAUGCGGCAAUGCACUGGAUUCUCCGACCAGAGGACAAGCGAAAGCAAUUUCUUGUCGGUGUGAAGAACGCCCUGGUUCCUGGAGGCACCUUUGCUUUUGAGAUGGGCGGUCUGGGAAAUGUGUCAGAGCUCAAAGCCGGGAUACUGAGUGCGGUGGGCCGUCGGAUUGGUCUUCAUCGCGCUGCCGAGACGAGCCCUUGGUUCUUCCCCGACGAAGAUUGGACACGAAAAAUGAUGGAGAAGACAGUGGGAGGGUGGAAGAUUGAAAGGAUUGAGCGCGUCUGGAGGCCGACGACGGCUGACGCCGGCGGCGUAGAUGCGUGGAUCCGGCUGAUGGCAAAGCAAUUUUUCGAUGCGCUGCCAGCACAUCAGAGGGAAGAAUGCAUCCGCGAGGUGGUAGGGGUGCUUGAAAAGGUGUGCGCCAAACCGGAAGGCGGCUACAUGUUUAGCUACGUGAGACUGAGGGUUCUGGCAAGAAAGCUGUAGUAAAUACUCCGUAGUCUACAAGGUUCAUGUUUGCGGGAGAGCCUAGAAUAGACCAAGAACCAGUGGUAAUUACAACUAUUUAUGCGACCGUAA
Pyricularia oryzae 70-15 is the source of this 1070-nucleotide messenger RNA. RefSeq lists its product as uncharacterized. The record is from RefSeq and is a predicted model, not a curated record. NCBI's taxonomy places the organism in Eukaryota, Fungi, Ascomycota, Sordariomycetes, Magnaporthales, Pyriculariaceae. The transcript has 4 exons. Bases 144 to 977 code for a protein of 277 amino acids.